Ipomoea triloba (trilobed morning glory) is the source of this 878-nucleotide messenger RNA. RefSeq names its product putative germin-like protein 2-1. The record is from RefSeq and is a predicted model, not a curated record. Bases 29 to 718 code for a protein of 229 amino acids. Gene Ontology annotation, cellular component: cell wall. The transcript has 2 exons. Gene Ontology annotation, molecular function: manganese ion binding. NCBI's taxonomy places the organism in Eukaryota, Viridiplantae, Streptophyta, Magnoliopsida, Solanales, Convolvulaceae.
UAUUACUCUUUAAUUUGCUAAUAACAUUAUGGCUCUUCGGUUCCUUAUCCUUUCUUUUGCCGUUUUGGCUAUGGCUGCUUCAUUUGCCCAUGCAUCUGAUCCCAGCCCAUUGCAGGAUUUCUGUGUUGCAAUCAAUGAUUCCAAGGCUGCUGUGUUUGUUAAUGGAAAGAUUUGCAAGAACCCGAUGGAAGUCGAUGCUGAUGACUUCCUCUUCCAGGGCCUUAACAAGCCUGGGAACACGUCAAAUCCGCUUGGAUCAGCGGUUUCUGCAGUGAAUGUGAAUAACCUAGAAGGACUAAACACUCUUGGCAUUUCACUAGCUCGUAUUGAUUUUGCACCCUACGGUCUCAACCCUCCUCACACCCACCCUAGAGCAACCGAAGUCCUCACUGUCCUUGAGGGCACCCUCUACGUUGGAUUCGUUCUUUCUAAUCCACCACCGGGAAUGAAAAACAAGCUCUUUACUAAGACAUUGUAUCCCGGAGAUGUUUUCGUGUUCCCAGAAGGCCUCAUUCAUUUCCAAUUCAACAUCGGACAUUCAAACGCCAUUGCUUUUGCUGGUUUGAGUAGCCAGAACCCGGGAGUCAUUACCAUUGCCAACGCAGUAUUCGGUUCUGAUCCACCAAUUGAUCCUAAAGUUUUAACUAAAGCCUUCCAAGUUGAGGACAAAGUGAUUGAAUAUCUCCAAGCACAAUUCUGGUAUAACAACAAUAACUAGACAAUAGAAGCUGAUAUGAGAUGAUAUUAUGUAUCCUACGUUUCAAUUCCUUGGCUCCAAGAAUAAAAAUCUCAUGUACUACUUUAUGUCCUGAGUGGAUUGUCGUGUACGUAAUAAAGUAAUGGCUGAAAUGUGGAUUUGGCCCUUAUGUUUUUUAUCA